Molecule: messenger RNA, 3003 nt
Organism: Cynoglossus semilaevis (tongue sole)
Lineage: Eukaryota; Metazoa; Chordata; Actinopteri; Pleuronectiformes; Cynoglossidae
Exons: 2
Coding region: 495-1289 (264 amino acids)
Molecular function (GO): nucleic acid binding; zinc ion binding
Source: RefSeq, a predicted model, not a curated record
AUAUUUGCACUUUCAAGCAUAGUUUUAGCAAUUUUAAAGGCAACAAGCACAAUUUUUCACCCAACUCUUUUUUUCAGCUUGUGGUCUAUUCUUGUUACGACAGUUUGACGUCACGAGACACCUGGGUGAAGUGUUGGCAGUUAUGGUUAUGGCAGUUAUGCUUAUGGAAAAUAAAGUACACAGUUGACACAGCCGUUGUCCGUGUUUGUGCGACAUAACAUUGGCGACGAGAAUAGAGGUACAAAUACCACCCUUGCCGUCGUUCCUCGCUCUACCUGGUGAGCCUCCGAUCCCAUGGCCCUGCUGGUUUGACGCUUUUGAGACGUUUAUAGCGGCCGUUGGCUUGACGAAGCCAACGACGUUAGGCUAAAAGCUAUCUCGUCCACAGCCUAGGCAGCGAGAAACAGCUCAUCUUGCGCACAGUCGGACCCACGGACACAUAUGCAGCCUGUGUCGCCGUGUUGAAGGGACAUUUCGCUGCUCCACAGAGCGUAAUGGUCCGGCGGAUUAUCUUCCGCCAACAGCCGGGUGAGUCGGUCCACCACUACGUUCCCGACCUCCGGGGACUAGCGAGCCUCUGUAAGUUUGGGACUUUAAAGGACGAGUUCAUACGUGAUCAGCUGGCAGAGCACACAAUAGACAGUAAACAGCGGGAUAAGCUUCUCACAACCCCUAAUGACCUGCCCCUCUCAAAGGCAGUGGAAAUAGCUCUCCAGCUCGAGUCUGUUAACACUGCGGUUAGCGGCUUCAGACCCCCCGGCCUCAGCCCGGCUAGCACAGACGGUGUCCCCGCCCCUCAGGUCAUUGAUCCCAAUUCUCCUCACGACAACAUGGACCUGGCGGGUCGCCAAGGAGCUACAGCAUGCCGUUCAGGUGGCAAUUGUGGUUCGUCCUCUCACACCGCACGUGCAUCAGUCUGCCCAGCCACCGGGCAACGGUGCCAACGCUGCGGCAAGCUUAAUCACUUCUCCAGGGUGUGCCCCUCAGCGCCACUGUCCACAUCCUCAUCACAGAGAUCCUCUAAUUCAAGCCCAACCACAAUCCACUCUGUGGGUUCCUGCGCCAAGCCCUUUAAGUGGUGCACAGUGGAGCUGGAUGGCAUCUGCCUGCCAUUGCUGCUGGACACUGCAGCUUCCAGGUCCCCGCUCAGCGAGUCCACAAUCCUGCACCUCUUUCCCAGCCAUGCAAUCAGGCCAGAUGCAGAAAAACUAUAUGGCUAUGGUCAUACUAACAUUGGCAUGUGGGCACAGUCACUUUCUCAGUAUGCUACGGUGCCAGAGUCCUCCUAGCAUUCACUUUCCAGGUGUCUCGCCACGGUGCCAACCUCCAAGGGUUUGACCUGUUCUGUGCCUUGGGCUUCUCUGUCCCAGGCAAUACAGGCUCUACCAUCGUGACAGUGUCCACACCCUGGCAGCAACACUGACCUUCACUGGGCUGGGUUGCCUCACUGCCUUCAACCACCAGCCACUUAUUGAUCCAGCUGUCUCCUUUGUCAUUCAACCUCUGCACUGGCUGCCACUUGGGAUGAAAUCAUGGCCGAGCUGCAGAACCUGCAGGAUGCAGGAAUCGUCGAGCAGGUUAACGCAUCACCCUGGAUUUCAAACCCGGUGGUAUUUUUAAACAGGUGUGGCGGCCUGCGUCCCUGUGUUGACCUUAGACAAGUGAACAAAGCCAUGAUCCCCGAUAAAUAUCUGCUGCCCACAGUGGAAGAGCUAUCUGCCAAAUUCCAUGGGUCUAAGGUCUUCUCCAAACUUGAUCUUCGCCAAGGCUACCUGCAGGUUCCCCUACACCCCAACAGCUUUUGUGACUCACAUGGGGGUUUUUCGUUACACCCGUAUGCUCUUUGGCCUCACUUCUGCACACAGCUGUUUCCAAAAGAUUAUGACCACCAUCUUUGCUGGGAUCCCAGGUGUGGUGGUGUCCCUGGACGACAUUGUGGUGCAUGGGGCAACACAAGCCUUACACGACAACCGCGUCUGCAGGGUGUUUGAUGUGCUUGCCCCCACCACAACAUCACAUUGAAUAAGGAGAAGUGCAUCAUUGCAGCAUCUGCCAUUGAGUUUGUGGGUUUCCGUCUAACGACUGACGGCUUGAGCCCCCUCCACUCCAAUUUUGCAGCUGUGCUGCACCUGCCUGAGCCCUCCUGUCCUGCACAGCUGUCAUCGUUUCUCAGGAUGACUUUUACCCUUUUACCUGCGCUCCCUGCCCCAUUACUCUAAAUAUGCCGCUCCCACAAGCUGCGCUCAUUCUGGUCUGCACCUCAACAGAUCACUGCACAGCUCGGCCCAGUUACCUUCCACUUGACUGACAGUUCACGCUGGCAUGCCAGCCGCCUUAGAAAGGUGGCUUAACCUGCCUCCCCUGGCCAGACAACUAUAACUGAUCUGUGCCACAUUGAUGGGAACUGUGACCUCCCAGAUGUCAGGCCAAUGACCCCUGGUAGGCGUCCACCCUCUGCAGCCUGGGCCCUGUCCUGUUCGGGUCGUCACGGGCCACACUACCUCAAUGACUACGUGACUGACUUUUAAACUUAAUGAAAGCAUAGCCUGGCAUGGGGGGGGGGGGGGGGUGGUAAAUGUGGUGUAUAUACAGUGUGAUGUCACGAGACACUGGCGUAAAGUGUUGGCAGUUAUGGUUAUGGCAGUUAUGGUUAUGUAAAAUAAAGUACACAGUUGACACAGUCAUUGUCCGUGUUUGUGCAACAUAACACAACUGCCUGGCCUUAAGGUCAAACAACUACAACCAGUGGAGCAAUGUUUUAUUAGUAGCCUUGUGCUUUAAGUAUUUCAAGUGUCAAGCAGUGUGUGCUGUGUGUAUUCAGAGUGAUGAUCUUGGAUCAGAAAGCAGACAGGAGGUGGUGAGAUGUAUCAGUUACACUUAAGUCUCCCACUACAACCUCUCCCAGACUCCUACUACAUAGAAGUUUUUGUUUUUUUCCUUCAAUGACAUUAUUUAUUGAUAUGUGAAAGAGUAGAUGACCAUUUGAAAAAAAAAGUCAUAAGA